AUGUGCCCUACCCUUCCUUCUCUCCCUCUCUCUCCUACCCUGUUCCUUGUUCCUCACUCUUGCGCACCAAAGUUUCAAUCUUCAAUCCCACACCCACUUUCAUUAUCAUUUUGCAUUGCAUGGCGUACAAAGUCGACCAUGAAUACGACUACCUCUUCAAGGUCGUAUUGAUCGGUGACUCCGGCGUUGGAAAGUCCAAUAUCCUCUCCAGAUUCACGCGAAACGAGUUCUGCUUGGAAUCUAAGUCUACCAUUGGGGUUGAAUUCGCUACCAGAACAUUGCAGGUGGAGGGGAAGACUGUAAAGGCACAAAUAUGGGACACUGCAGGCCAAGAGAGGUACAGAGCCAUCACCAGUGCCUACUAUAGAGGAGCUGUUGGUGCCUUGUUGGUGUAUGACAUAACCAAGAGGCAAACAUUUGACAAUGUGCAAAGGUGGCUUCGUGAACUAAGGGACCAUGCAGACUCCAACAUUGUUAUUAUGAUGGCUGGUAACAAAUCUGACCUUAAUCAUCUCAGAGCAGUUUCCACUGAAGAUGCUCAAAGUUUGGCUGAGAGGGAAGGUUUGUCCUUUCUAGAAACUUCAGCAUUGGAGGCAUACAAUGUUGAGAAGGCUUUUCAGACCAUUUUGUUUGACAUAUAUCACAUUAUAAGUAAAAAAGCACUGGCAGCACAAGAGGCUACUUCCUCUAGCGUUCCCCAAGGAACUACCAUAAAUGUCUCAAAUAUGUCAGGUAAUGCGGGCAAUAGAAGUUGUUGCUCUAACUAACAGGGUUGGUUACUACUGUGUAGAAAAGGAGAGGGAAAAAGCAAGGUUUCUCAAAAGAAAAAAGAAUGUCAUGAGGAAUAGUUGCUAGAUAAUUGCUACCUUUUGUCAAGGUUUAUUUUUUGUUUUUUCUGCAAAACAGGGGAGGCAGAUGAUCUCUAGUCUGCAUCUAUCUGAAUUGAAAAAUGAAUAUGACGUGUUAACAAUUCAUGUUCUU
This is a messenger RNA of Cajanus cajan (pigeon pea), 981 nucleotides long. Its product is annotated as ras-related protein Rab2BV. The record is from RefSeq and is a predicted model, not a curated record. Lineage: Eukaryota; Viridiplantae; Streptophyta; Magnoliopsida; Fabales; Fabaceae. Gene Ontology annotation, molecular function: GTP binding; GTPase activity.